This is a messenger RNA of Pelecanus crispus (Dalmatian pelican), 450 nucleotides long. The record is from RefSeq and is a predicted model, not a curated record. Lineage: Eukaryota; Metazoa; Chordata; Aves; Pelecaniformes; Pelecanidae.
GAGGACCUGUUCCAGACUCCAGGCAUGCAAGAAGAGUUGGAACAGAUCAUCGACUGCCUGGACACCAGUAUCCCCGAGACAAUCCCGGGCAGUAACCACUCUGUGGCUGAAGCACUCCUCAUCUUCCUGGAGGCUCUGCCAGAGCCGGUGAUCUGCUAUGAGCUGUAUCAGCAGUGCCUCGACUGGUCACACAACAGCCGGCUGUGCCGACAGGUGAUUUUUCAGCUGCCUCGUUGCCAUCGCAGCGUGUUUCGGUACCUAAUGUUGUUCCUCCGAGAGCUGCUCAAAUACUCAGAAGACAACAACGUCAGUGUCGCCAUGAUCGCCGCCUUGUUCUCCAGCCUCCUCCUGCGCCCUCCACCCAACCUGAUGGCAAAGCAGACUCAGCAGGACCGCCAGCGUGCCAUCAAUUUCCUCUACAGCUUCCUGCUUUCCGGGGAUGAGGAGUGA